Molecule: messenger RNA, 606 nt
Organism: Funneliformis geosporum
Lineage: Eukaryota; Fungi; Glomeromycota; Glomeromycetes; Glomerales; Glomeraceae
Source: the annotation of a GenBank genome assembly
AUGUCUAUGAAAUUACUUUCAGUAUUUUCUAAAGAUAUUAUUAACUUACUUGACAGUUCUGAAGAAUUCAAUGUUGUAAUUUACGUUGGAGGAGAUCAUGAUCAAAAAGUUUUUCAGGCUCACUCGUUAAUUCUUCGUGCAAGGUCCUCUUAUUUUCGUACAGCUCUUUCUAAACAAUGGGCUAGAAAAGAAGCCUUAACAUUACAAGAAUGUAUACAUUUGGUUAGAUUUUUCCAAAUGAGUUCAAGUGAUUUAUAUGAUAAAGUUUGGCCAUUUAGAGCAAUUUUACCUCAUGAUUUGGAAGAUGAUAUUGUUAGGUGUCAUUUAAAACCUGGAAGUAAACCAAUAUUUGGUGUGAAUACGCCAAGAGGAAAUUCAACUUUGGUUGGACAUCAACAAAUUAGGUGUUCAAGAUUUAAUUAUGCUAUCACUCUCAAGGAUGACAAUUACGGUCCUUGUUUUGGUGAUAAAGAUCUUUGGAUGCAAGGUAAUUUUAAUCAUAUAGACAGUUGUAGUUGUAAAGAAGAUGACUACGAAGCUCCGAUUACAAAACAUCGUAAAUUUUAUGUUACCGAAUAUGAAGUUUUUAAAGUUAUCAAAAAAUAA